Messenger RNA from Carassius auratus (goldfish), 712 nucleotides. RefSeq names its product antimicrobial peptide NK-lysin-like. Bases 136 to 510 code for a protein of 124 amino acids. Gene Ontology annotation, biological process: lipid metabolic process; defense response to bacterium. Lineage: Eukaryota; Metazoa; Chordata; Actinopteri; Cypriniformes; Cyprinidae. The record is from RefSeq and is a predicted model, not a curated record. The transcript is spliced from 4 exons.
UGUUGAGGGUGCUACUGGUCUCUCUUUGUCUGUGGUUUCUGGUUAAAAACUGUUUCAGAAAGAGUUUAACCGAAGACCUACAACAAGCAGAGAGUUUUCAGUCUCAUUGUGUUCAGACUCUUUUUGCCAAACAAGAUGCUGCAGAGAAUCAUCCUGAUCACCCUGCUGAUAUCCUCAGCUUGUGCUCUUCACUGGGAAAUGCACAUAAAAGAAUCUAUUGGAAAUCAACUUGAAGAAAGCUCAGGUGAGAUACAAACAGAACAACUCCCUGGAUUGUGCUGGGCUUGCAAGUGGGCCAUGGGGAAGCUGAAAAAACGAAUCUCCAAUGGGACAACUGCGGAUGAAGUUAAAAAGAAGCUUGAAAAUAUCUGUGAUCGGAUUGGCUUCCUGAAAUCACUGUGUAGGAAGUUUGUGAACAAGUACAUGGGCACUCUGAUCGAAGAACUUUCAACUACUGAUGACGCCAAAACCAUCUGUAUUAACAUUCGUGUUUGCAAGAAAAAGGAAUAGAGUUAAUGACCUUAAGGAAUCCUUGAUAAAUUGAAAAAAAUGCUUUAUUAUUUGUUUGUUUCUAAAGGGCUUUUCACACUGUACUUAACCCUGAGUUACUGUCAUUCUAAACCCAAUUUUUAAACCCAGGGAAAGGAAUGUUUCACACUUAUAAUUGAGAAACUGAGUUAGAACCACUUUUUGAAACGAUGUGGUGUUAGAA